AUGCUACAGGAACGCUUCGCUCACAUCGCAGCCAACCCGAACGACGAGUCGCAAGACCCCUCGGACCUGCUGCAGCGCAUGCUGCGGCAUGCUCAACACCACAGAGCGUCAGAAAUGACCCUCAACCAGAUGACGCGCCGCCUGGUCAUGGCCAACAUGGGCUUCAUCUAUCAGGCGAGCUUUGCUGCCUCAAACAUGCUGCGCAACAUACUGGAAUCGGACCAGGAGCACGACACGAUCCGCGUUCUGCGGGACGAGGCAGAGCGCUGCAGCGCCGCUGCCGAGAACGACCCAUCUCGGCUGUGGACGCGCCAGAACGUCGCCCGCAUGGUGUUUGCCGACAGCGUCGCCCGCGAGACAUUGCGCCUCAACACCGUCCCUACUCGCGCGCUGGUCCGCCAGGUAAUGGUGGACGGCUUGCGAACCGACACUGGCAUGCCACUGCCGCGGGGCGCCCUCGUGUCAUUUGUGAGCCAGCCCAUGCACACAGAUCCGGACCACUUCCCCAACCCACACGCUUUCGAACCCUUCCGCUUUGUGCAGCUGCGUCUAGAAGAAGCCGAGGGUGGUCGAAGCACUGGCCCGUUGGACGUCUCCUCCAAAGCGGCGGACGACGCAGGUGGAAGCUGGAGCCAACACGCGUUUCUUUCAACCGCGAACUUGCUCAUUUUCGGGCGGGGCCGCAACUCAUGUCCAGGUCGUCACUUGGUCGAUUUUCAGUUGAAGAUGCUUAUCUCACAUCUGUUUACUAGGCAGCGAGGCUAA
Molecule: messenger RNA, 765 nt
Organism: Diaporthe citri
Lineage: Eukaryota; Fungi; Ascomycota; Sordariomycetes; Diaporthales; Diaporthaceae
Exons: 2
Coding region: 1-765 (254 amino acids)
Molecular function (GO): heme binding; iron ion binding; monooxygenase activity
Source: RefSeq, a predicted model, not a curated record